AUUAUUGAAUGCGGUGGAGUCGGGGCUGGGCAGGAUAUGACAGGUUUCUCUUGUUUCUCCAAACAGGUGAAGGUCACCUGUGGAAUAACAGGGAAGCAGAGCUGCCCGGUGGCGGAGGCAGGCUGACAUUUGAUAGCUGGCUUGUUUGACAGAGAGGCAGUGGCAGCAAAUAUCAAUGAUUAAGCAGUCCGUCGAGUGUCGGAACAUGUCAGCUCACAAUGGAAUUUGCGGGGAAAGCCAUCGUGACGGCAGCUUUUGUGGUCACCCUGACUUUAAUUUACAGGUACUACAGAGUAAGAUCUGCCAAUGUCGCUCGGACACGGGACCUGGGAGAUUCUGAGUGCCGAGAGUCAGCAGAAUCUCCAGAGAAAAGCACUUUGGAUCCAGUUCCGUUGCCAAGUUUUCAAAGUCUCAGCAGCCAGGGAAAUGUCAGUGACCCCACAAGACAGAUUAAUGCAGGUAAACAAGAGGAAACUGGCUUGAAAACGCUGUCGGUGGAUAAAGCGGCUGAUAUUCGUUGCUCAGAGAAUCUCCAAACGACAGGUGAGCUGAACAAUGGGAUUGGGAAAGUUAAAAGCCAGUGUCUGUGGGGUAAACGUGGACAAUCGGGUGCCUCUGGGCUAAUGAGCAAUUGUCUGGCAGAGUCAAGGGGCAAAGAUCCAACUCCAAACAAACUCACCUGUGCUGCUAGUGGGGUGCGUGGGGUCAGAAACUUCCAAGCUGAGCAAAGUAAUAAAACAAAGCACAACCAGAGAUCAGGAGCAGACACGGUCGAAAGCAAAAGUGGUGAGAGUGAUCAAACUGUCGGGGAGGAGGAUUAUUCGAACAGUGUCAGACCUCAAACAGGUAGAGAACAAGAAUUGGAUGCUUCUCAUAAUGGGGAGCCUCGGCUGCGUCAGAAUGUUAGUGCCUUUGAUGUCGUGAUUGCUGGCAAUGACCCUAACAAUAUAGGUCUGUUUGUAACUGUUACCGAGUCCCUCCAAGACCUUCUCCUUUCACCUGCUUCUGAUGCCGUUAAAGGCACUCAGUACAAAACCGUUGAUGAUCAGCCCUCCAAACAUGCAGAAAAUGAGAUGUUGGAAGCUCUCCUCAACGGCCAUUGCACAGCAGGUAGUACUGGAGAACAUGAGAACAGCUCUAGUGCCUGCAAGAUAUACCCUGACAUCAUCAUUCAAAGAUCUAAUACUCCAUCUGUUCAAUCUGCCUAUCAAGUGAAACAUGAAGAAGCCCAAGUUGGCAAUGGAUCAGAAGGUAGGCUAAAUGUUUUGCAGCUCUGCGUGGGAGUGAAUCACAAGACCGUCGCUACUUCAGAAAUGGCAGGAGAGGUAAAUGAACAGCAGGACGGAAAUAACACCUGUCUCAUUGCUCAAAUUACAACAGAUCAAGUUCGUCUUGAUACAGCCAACCUCAACAACUCAGCAUUCCAAAACCGGAUGACAGACCUGCCAGAGGUUUAUUGUUCUUCAAAUGCAAUUCAGGAUAAUAUAGUUCCCUCGCAAAGUUUGACUGUUGAGCCAAAAGUUGUCGGCUCCUCGUUAUCUGACUUGAGCCCACCUGAACAUCCAGAGACCUCCAAUAUAUUGUAUUGUCCAACCGAAUCUGACAUCAAGAUAAUAAUGGAGGAAAGAAUAGUCUCCAGAAAGCUCAGUAUUUCAGUAAUUGCCGAGACCCCAGAGUUUUUAAUCGACUUCCAGUCAGAGGCACAGACUUGUUCAGAGGGAAGCAUCUCAGAAGACUUUCACUCUCAAUCAUCUUCACUUGCUGACGUUAGCUCCAUUUCUCUGGGCUGUCUGGUAGAUUCAUUGUAUUUGUCUCAGCCAGAUCUCAGCAAGGAAACAACAGUGGAAAUUGUAGCCAGAGCCAAUUUCAUUCCCAUCCCUUUGAGCAAUCAAUCGACUGCAGAAGUCAUGAAAUGUCGCUUGGAUCUGGGCAACUGUUAUGAGAUAUUGUGUGUUGCAAAGAAACAUGACCUGAAGGACCUGAAAGGCGCAGCUUAUCAAGUCAUGAGUGACAAUUACUUGCAAGUUUUGAAGAACCCAAGUAUUUAUGGCCAACUCAAAGCAGAUGAAAGGGAGCUGAUCCUGUCGAGAAGAAUGCUCGGUACAAAGUAUUUGAUGGUAGCUGACGUGGAUGUCCAGGAGAAUGCCUGGACAAAGGCCCCAGCUCAACACAACGUAAAAGGUGAAACCACUGGCCGAUCCCUGAAACGUUUUGAGAACAAUCACAAGGUUUAUUAUUACAAGAAUGACGAUGAUUCCUGGUAUCCAUUAGUCGAGCUGGAAGUUGAGUCAAUCUCCAAGGACUGUGCUUUAUGCACUAUGUAUAAUUAUCUCUUUGUUGUGGCUGGUUGCCAGGGAUCUGGUAAAGGGACCAAACUAUCCAACAAAGUAUUUUGUUACAAUCCAGUGACUAACAUUUGGAGUGAGAUAAGUCCACUCAACCAGGCAAGACCCAAAUGUAAGCUUGUGGCAUUGGACGGGUAUCUUUAUGCAAUUGGCGGAGAGUGUCUUUGUACAGUGGAGAAGUAUGAUCCCAGGAAAGACAGGUGGACCUUCACUGCACCUCUACCACGAGGAAUCUUUGCUGCAACACAUAAAGCCACUGUGUGUAACGGCGAGAUUUACGUCAUUAGAGGCAUCUCCUACAAUCAGCUUCUCAAGUACAAUCCCCGAGACAACUCAUGGGAUGAUUGCAUCAUGAUGAGCAAGAAGGACAAGACCACAGACAUCGCAGCUGUCAAAAACUUCGUCUACAGGUUUGAGAUCAACCGAGAAUCUGGUGUCAGUGUGUUUCGGUAUCAUAUCAUCACCAAAACUGCUUGUGAAUGUGCCUCCAAACAGCUUCGCAAGAUGGCAUCAUUUCAGUGCGCUGUCAUGGAUGACACGAUUUACUGCAUAAAUAAACAGUGCAUGAUGCAGUUUGUAGCUCGUGAGAUGUCACCUUAUUUUAAAACAGAAGAUCGCACUGUCCUUCCUGGAGCAAGAGGAAUUUUGUUUCCCUUUGUUCUUACACUGCCAGAUGGAAACUCACUGCAGACCCAAGUGUAAUCUCUACUGAAAAAUUCUGUUUUGAAAAAUAUUGACACAACAAAUGUUUGAUAUUGUUACAUAGAAUACUGUAAAUACUCACCAGGUAAAAUUUUAUUUGUGGAAAGUGAAACAGAGUUAACAUUUCAGUUUGAUAACCUUUCAUCAGAGGAAAAAUCAUUGACCUAAAAUAUCAACUCUCUUUCCCUCUGCACAGAUGCUGCCUGAUCACCUGAGCAUUCCUGAAUUCACCUCAGAUUUCCAACAUCUGCGAUAAUUAGCUUUUAACAUUGUCAUGUGUUUGGUAGACCAAUAGGAAAAUAUAUCUGAUUCCUUUUCUCUCAAUCAUUUCAAGUAAUGUGUGUCCUCGUUGUAAUCUCUUUCUGCCGAGAAGUCAUUCUCGAUUGGACCAUUCUACACUGCCUUUCAAUAGCUGACCAUGAGGAAACUAAAGGGCCUGUCCCACUGUACGAGCUAAGAGUUCUCCCAAGUUUCCCCUGAUUCGAACUCGGAGAAUUACGGUAAUAGCCGCUCGUAGGUAUUCGGGGUUCUCAUGGACAUUUUUCAACAUGUUGAAAAGUCUUCACGAGCUUACCGCAUUUCCCGAGUACCUGCCGUUAGCGUUACGAGCCGCUAAGAGACGUCCCCGAGCUCCGAUGUACUCGCUAAUUACAUUCUACGUACUUAACACGAGUUCGAUUUUUUUUUAAACUCGGCAGAGCUCUUGAAUUACCUCAUACAGUGGGACAGGCCCUUAAGUGAAUGAGAUCUGAGUCAUAUGGUACAGGCCCUCACAGCCACCAUCAAACACACAUCUACACCUAUAUCAUGUUUCUUCUCACAGCUCCAUCCACCUGUUGUCUUGCCAUAGCACGGGCAAAUUACUGUGACCAAUUAACCUUUUGAAACAGCAACCUUGUUCUCAGUCUUCAAGCAAUUGAUGUUCUCAAGCGAUUGAACAUCAGCUAGAUGUAUGCUGAGGAAGGGAGAGUGCCCUGCAUCCUCCGGCUCUGGAGAGUGGCAUGCCAUUCUGUAUAAGGACAUAAGGAAUAGUAGAAUUUGGCCAUUCGGCCCAUCAAAUCUACUCCACCAUUCUAUCAUGGCUGAUCUAUCUCUCCCUCCUAACCCCAUUCUCCUGCCUUCUCCUUAUAACCUCUGACACCCGUACUAAUCAUGUAUUGCUCCUCUGAAAACAGUCUCCAUUGACAGUUUUUUAUUAUUAUCUAUAAUAAAAUUUUAAAAAUUAAAUAUUUGUUAUUAUCUAUUCGUUCCAGUGCUGAGAAAGUCAGCAGAAACUCUCCUGUCAUUCAUCACUAUUUGAAAGGUCUCUUUAUUAGAUCCAACACUACAAACCUGGAAAGCAUGGCAUGAGGUUGAAACAAUGGAGACUUUGCCCCACCUCCAACCCCCAACGUGUCAGCAUACGUCGAGCUAAUAUUCAAUCGUGCGAGAAUAAGCUUGAGGAGCGGCUGUUUCAGAGGGACGUUUGUGACUGGUGUGUUCUUUGUUUCACUGAAAUAUUGCUCACCCCUGAUUCACCUAAUCCUGAUACACAACCUACUGUUUCUCCAUUAAUCGUAUGGACUGUACAGAAUCCUCAGGCUAGGGGAAAGGCACUGCUUUUGUCUUUUUUUGAUCCGUGGUGCACUGAUGUGAUGGUCUUAACUCAGAUCUGCUCGCCUUGUUCUCUUAUUUCAUAAAGCCAUACAACGUGGAAACAGGCCGUUUGGCCCAACUUGCCCUACACUAGUCCCACCUGCCUGCAUUUGACCCAUAUCCCUCUAAACCUGUCCUAUCCAUGCCUCUGUCUAAAUGUUUCCUAAACGUUGCAAUAUCUGUCUAUAAUGACCCGUCCCUUUUACCUACCCGGUGAAUUCACCUCUACUUUCAUGUCAGCUGUCGACAUACUAUCUGAAGCCAACUCCAGAGUGGACCAGGUGAAUUAUACUUUGUCAUCAACUCUCUUGAAACAAUAAACCCCACUGCCCUGUUCAUCACAGCUGGUGACUUCAUUCAAGCUAACUUCAGGAACAUAGUCCCAAAUAACAUCAGCAUGUCCCCUGCCCCACACUUUGGAUCACUGCUGUACCAUCAAGUAUGUCUAUUGUUCCAUCCCUUGUCCUCAUUUCAGCCACUCUGAUCAUCUGUCCCUGCUGAUCUUACUGGCUCAGGACAGAGAUUGAAGCAUGAGGCACCAACAGAAAUAGUAAAGCUGAGGAGACUGAGGGUUAACUUCAGGAUUGCCCUGAGUCGGUGGACUGGAAUAUAACAGGAGCUUCAUUCAGCCUGAAUGAGUGUACCUCAGUCGUCACUAGUUUUAUCAAGAAAUGCAUUGACAUCUGUGUUGUGACAAAGACAGUUUUGGUCUAUUCAAACCAGAAUGAAUAGGGAGACUCUCUCUCCUAAAAUCCAGAUUUGAGGAUCAGAGCCCCCCAAACAGACCAAGCAACAGGAUCUAAAAGAGAGUCAUGUCGAUUUGAAUCAUUUAAAAACUAUUUUGCAGAAAUGCCCUUGAAUUUUUAUUGUUGAUAAAACUAUUAAUUCUUUUCAGGGCCUCAUUACAUGAAAAAUUCUCUUCUUAGUUUUAUCACUACCAUCAAGGAAGCCAAUUCUCAUAAGAAGUUUAUAACACUGCAUAUGCCAUAAGCAAGAUUUUAUAGGCUGCCAUCUGUAAGAUAUGCAAGUUAAAGCUUUGCUGUUAGGCUCCUGUGUACAAUUCUCUGCUGCAUGAGUAUGUAAAUUUUCAGGAACAUCUUCCUGAAGCUGAGCUUCCCCAACAGGGGAGUGCAGACGGAUAGUGUGGGCCUAGCCCUCAGUAUUUAUUUACACCUGGACUGCCACGUCAAGGGUCAAGAUGCCCGUUGCCUGUGAUUAGUUCAGCAUUCGGGUGUGAAAUUGCAGGAAACCUCUUCUUAUGUUUAGAGUUUUUCUCCCGUGAGCAGACAUGUCAGCAAUGUAGAAUAAUCAAAUCAUGUUAAAUCAGUCCUUCCACUUUUGGGAGCAGGUAUGACUGUCAGGGCAACUUAUACUCCAGGCAGAUUUACUCUGCAGGUUUUUCAUGUUCGGGACAGAGACAUAGGAUGGCAUCUUAUGAGUGUAUGCCACUCACUACAUGCUUCAUAAGGCCUUGAAUCACAGACAUACGUUGUCCCUGUUUAAUACUUUCCUGAACAGUGAUUUUGACUCCUAUAAACAUCAUUCAAUAUUACGUUUGUGGAUUGUCAAUUCAUUUCCAUCAACAGAAGAGCAAUACACAUUAAAACCUUGAUAUCACCAUAUAAUCAUUUUCUUCCCUCAUUGAUUUUGAACACUUGUAUUAAAUGGACAGCUCUGAACAUAUCCAGAAACUAUAAAUUGGCCAGAAUGACAUGGUGACGUAGUUUACCACAAACAGUAACUAGCAGCAGGAAUCAUGGUACGUUCCAUCAUAAUGACCUAUAUAUCCCUAUUCAAACAAUUAGUUUCAGUCUCAGAUGCGAUAUUGUUGAAUUAGCUCUUGGGACAUGAACCAAUGUGAUCUGCAUUGAUAUCGAGUGAUUUUGAUUUAAUAUCUUGUAUCGUAACUCAGGAUCAUUGUAAAAUGGCCUUACACCGUUUCACAAGAACCACAUGUUAUGUGUGUCAUUUACUUUCCAUACAAUAUAAUCCCGAUCCCUGGAGCCAGCUCAGCACCCUCUUGAAGUUGUGUAGACAGUCAGCACAUGCCAACAGAUAUUGCAUUGCAGACAUUCACUACUCCCUAGAAUGGGUGAAUAUAUCAAUGUCUCUCUUAUUCUUAAUUUCAUCAUGUGUAACCUUAUCUCAAGGUCCUCUCCCAACACUGCAACCUAACAACAUUGCUUUAUUUAACUGUCUCAUUAAGGUGCUUGGGAGACUAUGUCCCUCGAAACCAAGUUCCAAACUGGUCAUUUUCUUAAGCAUUUAUUUCUGAUAAUUGUAAACUGGUACUAUUCUAUCUCUCUCAGUAUUCUCUGUUAAAGCAGAGAUUGAUAGAUUCUUGAUUGGUAAGGGUGUGUAAAGUGAGCAGGCAGAAGAAUGGGGUUGAGAGGGAAAGAUAGAUCAGCUGUAAUUGAAUGGUGGAGGAGAUUUGAUGGGCUCAAUGACCCAAUUCUGCUUCUAUGUCUUAUGAUCCCCAUCUGAAAAAAUGUGACCAAAUACUAGGCAGAAUUUUUAUGCAUGUCUUAUUUGGCUCCUGGAAUCUUCAGCCGGCGGUUUUACUCAGAUCUUAUGCCCUUGAAGUCGGCAUGGACAGGCACGCCACGUGCAAUAACACAGCUCCAUCAGUCUCUCCUAACUGAGUUACCACAUUGUGGUUCCCACUAAAGGGGACAUGAAUGACAGCAUCUGAUUUUUGCGUGGGUGAGAUUUACAUUUGAGGUGAAUUUUCCAGUGUUUUGUGACAUUCCAGUGCAUGUUGAUCAGCACUGCAGUAGUGACUUGUACUGUCUAGUUACAGAAAUACACAAUUAGUGUGAGACUGCACUUUAUGCUACUUGACAUUUUCUUUGAAAUUUGCAAUGUUGAAAGUGUCUUAAAAUAAUUUGCAAUUUUAUGGUGAAUGUAUUGGUGGUAAAAUUCACUGAUCUUUGAAAUCAAAUAUACUGAAAGCUAAUAAAAAUUUCUCAUGGCAAAGC
Amblyraja radiata (thorny skate) is the source of this 7660-nucleotide messenger RNA. RefSeq lists its product as uncharacterized. Gene Ontology annotation, molecular function: protein binding. The record is from RefSeq and is a predicted model, not a curated record. Bases 219 to 3047 code for a protein of 942 amino acids. Lineage: Eukaryota; Metazoa; Chordata; Chondrichthyes; Rajiformes; Rajidae. The transcript has a single exon.